Messenger RNA from Sesamum indicum (sesame), 1278 nucleotides. RefSeq names its product pentatricopeptide repeat-containing protein At2g13600-like. The record is from RefSeq and is a predicted model, not a curated record. Lineage: Eukaryota; Viridiplantae; Streptophyta; Magnoliopsida; Lamiales; Pedaliaceae. Gene Ontology annotation, biological process: RNA modification. Gene Ontology annotation, molecular function: protein binding; RNA binding.
AUGGGUGUGCGAGACUCGGUUUCUUGGAAUGUCAUGAUCAGGUGCUACCUUGAGAACGAAAUGGUUGAGCAUGCAAGAGAGUUGUUCGACAGAAUGCCUGACAGGACUUCUGUUUCUUGGAACACCAUGAUCAUGGGUUAUAUAAAAGCGGGAAAAACUCAUGUGGCGUUGAAGCUGUUUGUAGCAAUGCCUGAGAAAGAUGUCGUGAGCUGGACAGCUAUUAUUACUGGAUUGUGUCGUGCUUCACAGGUUGAUGAAGCGUGGCGCUUGUUUAAGCAAAUGCCUGAAGCAAAUGCAGUUUCUUGGUCGUCCAUUAUAUCGGGGUUUCAGCAGAAUGGGUUUGCAAUUGAGAGCUUGAAUGUGUUUAGAGAAAUGUUGUUGGUUGGAAUUGUGCCAACUCCUCAUUUGUUCACGAGUGUGUUGUCGGCCUGCGCUGAUUUAGCAAUUGUUUCGGUGAGUGAGCAAGUAUAUUGUCAACCUCUUAAAAGGGGGUUUCAUGGUAAUAAUCAUGUUGGAAAUUCAGCAAUUUCUAUGUUUGUCAAGACCGGGAGUUUUUACAACGCAAGGCGCAUUUUCCUGGACUUAGAUAAACCUGAUCGUGUAACAUGGAAUGCUAUGAUUGUGGGUUUUGCACAGCAUGGGUAUGGAUUGGAAGCAAUGAUGAUUUUCCAUCAGAUGCAAAAGGCUCAAGUUCUGCCAGAUGGAAUUAGCUAUAUGGGGGUUUUACAUGGUUGUAGCCAUUGCGGAUUUGUGCAGGAAGGGAGAGAGUAUUUUCAGUCAAUGAAAAUGGAUUAUGGGAUAUCACCAGGACCCGAGCAUUUUUCCGCAAUGGUGGACCUUUAUGCACGUGCCGGGAAGCUUAAAGAAGCAUAUGAGAUUAUACUGGAGCUGCCCUUCAAGCCAACAACAAUCUUUUGGAGGACAUUGUUGAAUGGAUGCAGGAUCUGGGGAAACACAGAAUUGGGUGUUUGUGCCGCAGAACAAAUAUUGAAACUUGAACCUUACAAUUCAAGUGCGUGUUUGAUGGUCAUUAAUAUUUUUGCACUGGCUGGGAAAUGGAAGGAGGUGGCAAAAAUGAGGGCACAAAUGCGGGAUGGAGCUGCUAGAAAGGAGUUGGGUUGUAGUUGGAUUGAUAUUAAGGGGAAAAAUCAUUUAUUCACCACUGGGGAUGAAAUUCAUCCAGAGGCUGAUCAGAUUUAUGCAGUUGUUGAGUUAUUCGCCUAUGACAUGGAGAAAUACUAUUUAAGAUUGGAUAGAUUUUCAGAUGGAUUGGAGUAG